GAACACCUUUAUUUAACCAGGUAGGCCAGUUGAGAACACCUUUAUUUAACCAGGUAGGCUAGUUGAGAACACCUUUAUUUAACCAGGUAGGCCAGUUGAGAACACCUUUAUUUAACCAGGUAGGCCAGUUGAGAACACCUUUAUUUAACCAGGUAGGCCAGUUGAGAACACCUUUAUUUAACCAGGUAGGCCAGUUGAGAACACCUUUAUUUAACCAGGUAGGCUAGUUGAGAACAAGUUCUCAUUUACAACUGCGACCUGGCUAAGAUAAAGCAAAGCAGUGUGACACAAACAACAACAGAGUUACACAUGGAAUAAACAAACGUACAGUCAAUAACACAAUAGAAAAAAUCUAUAUAUGGUGUGUGCAAAUGGAGUAAGGAGGUAAGGCUAUAAAUAGGCCGUAGUAGUGAGGUAAUUACAGUUUAGCAAAUUAACACUGGAGGGAUAUAUAAGCAGAUGAGGAUGUGCAAGUAGAAAUACUGGUGUGCAAAAGAGCAGAAAAGUAAAUAAAAACAAUAUGGGGAUGAGCUAGGUAGAUUGGAUGGGCUAUUUACAGAUGGGCUAUGUACAGCUGCAGCGAUCGGUUAGCUGCUCAGAUAGCAGAUGUUUGAAGUUGGUGAGGGAGAUAAAAGUCUUCAACUUCAACGAUUUUUGCAAUUCGUUCCAGUCACAGGCAGCAGAGAACUGGAAGGAAAGGCGGCCAAAUGAGGUGUUCGCUUUGGGGACGACCAGUGAUACAAACCUGCUGGAUCGCGUGCUACGGGAGGUUCUCCAGACGGUGCCCAAGUUCUGCUUCCCCUUCGAUGUGGAGAGGGUUUCCCAGAGUCCGGUGGGCCAGAACUUUACCUUUGUGCUGACGGACAUCGAGAGCAAGCAGAGGUUUGGCUUCUGCAGACUCACGUCCGGCUGCCGUGUCUGCAUCUGUCUGCUCAGUUAUCUGCCCUGGUUUGAGAUCUAUUACAAGCUCCUGAACACGCUAGCAGAUUACCUAACCACAAACCAGGAGAAUGAGCUGAAUGACAUGCUGAACUCUCUGUACAGUCUGCCGGUGCCAAAGCCCUUCACCCCCGUCAACCUGAGUGUGACCGCACUGUUGCAUAUAGCCACUGGGCAAGUACUGAAAGAUGCACCAAGCCAGCAGCCGCACUCCUACUUCAUAACACCAGAUAUCAACGGCCUGCCCACCAUCCCGGAGAGUAGGAACCUGACAGAGUAUUUUGUGGCGGUGGACGUCAACAACAUGCUACAGCUGUACGCCAGCAUGCUGCACGAACGACGCAUUAUCAUUACCUCAAGCAAGCUUAGCACUUUAACAGCGUGUGUCCACGGUUCAGCUGCCAUGUUGUACCCCAUGUACUGGCAACACAUCUACAUCCCUGUACUGCCUCCACAUCUUCUGGACUACUGCUGUGCCCCCAUGCCAUACCUGGUAGGAGUUCAUCUCAGCCUGCUCGAGAGAGUGCGUAGCAGGUCGUUGGAGGAUGUAGUGAUACUAAACGUUGACACCAACACACUAGAGAGUCCCCAGAAUGACCUGCAGAACCUGCCCAGCGACGUGCUCCACUCUCUGAAGAGUAAGCUGAAGAAGCAGUCGACAGCAACAGGAAGUGGAGUAGCGAGGUCCUUCCUCCGAGCUCAGGCUGCUUUGUUUGGAUCCUACAGAGACGCCCUUCGAUACAAACCUGGGGAACCAAUCACAUUCUGCGAGGAGAGUUUUGUGGCUCACCGCUCCAGCACCAUGAAACACUUCCUGGAGAUGGCUGUCAACCUGCAGCUCUUCAAACAGUUUAUUGACGGCCGUCUGGCCAAGCUGAACGCGGGAAGAGGCUUCACUGACCUGUUCGAGGAGGAGAUCACUGAGGGAGGUUUCUGUGGAAGUAAUUCCAAGUCUUAUCAACAGUGGGUGCACACCGUCAAGAGAGGCGGAGCGCUGAUCAACACUGCGGUGACCAAGGCCAAGAGUCAUGCCAAGAGGGGCAUUCGCAGGCUUAAACAAAGGGAAGAGGAGGAGGGUAGACCAAUCUGUUCAGGGUCUCCCACCAGCACCAAGAGUCUUUCGCCACGGAGAAUGGAGAAGAAGAGACAGCAUUAUGACACCAAGUGUCCCAUGGGAUGUCCUGACUUUGCCAUCGAUGGCGAUGAAGAUGACACUGCCAACAAGAUCUCGUCUGAGGACAGUGGGGAGGUGGCGUCUUACACAGAGGACAGCGACGAAUCCUAUUCGCUGGAGCUGGACACAGACUCCUCCCACACAGGCCAGAUGAACCUAUUGGAGGAGAUCCUGGACUCUCUGAGCACCACCAGCACAGAGCACGGCAAACUGAGCGCCGCCAAGAGCCUGGACUUCAGUUCAAUGGACAACAUCAACUACAAGGCAACGAACACCUCCAACCCCGUCAGUGAGAGCAACCUGCCCCAGGUGUGUACUAGUGGCAGUGGGGUGGUGGGGAGAGGAGGUGUUGGAGGAAGAGAACAGGGAGGGGGCUGGCAGGAUGAUGGUGCCCUCCACGGGAAGCACCUGCCCCCCUCCCCACGUAGACAGCCCAGCAAGAGCAGCCUCAAGAGGCAGAAGCAUAUCCUCUCAACGUCCUCUCCACCCAUCCUUGCUCCAGCCUCAGAGCAGGACAACCAGGUCCCCAAUCUCCAGCCCAAGACCCAGGCCCCUCAGACCAAGGCCCAGCAUGAAAUCCAACCUAAUCCCCGGGCCCUUUAUGACACACCCGCUAUCUGUCUCUCUCAGCUCUGUCCAGAGGAGUCUUCACUCCCCACACCUCCAUCACCAUCCCUGGGAGACCACCACAUCUCAUCCAACCGGUCUCCAGCACCAACUCGUGCCUCCACAUGCAAUCCUCCACUGGCAACACACACACCACCGCUAACCCACACUAGAGAGUCCCCAAACCCCCAGUUGCUCAGCCCUGAGUCCAAACCCCAGACCACCUCCAGCAUCCUGCGGAGGAAGGUGCUGUCCAAGGAAACGAUGAGGCAGUACCAGGACAAGAGUCUCCAGAGGCAGGGCAGCAAGAACCGAGAGAGUCUGGGGGUGAAGGCCAGGCAGCCUUCAGUGCUGGUGCCCUGGGAGAGAGAGAGCCCAGAGAAGAUGGGUCAGGGAGAGGAGCCGGGGCAAGAACAGGACAGGGUCUCAGGGGCAGAGGUCCAGGAGAAAGGACUUCUGGAGGAGAUAGAUUCCAUGUGUCAGACCAGCCUACAACUGUCCCAGGUCCACUGCAAAAACAACAACACACAUGCUAAUACCCAUUACAACAACCACAGCCACAGCAAAGCCACAGACAAAUCUUGAGACAGAAGCAGGGCCAGGGACAAGGGACAGGGGCGGUUGAGGUAGAAGUUGCCUCUAACCACAGAUCUACAAUCAGACUGCCCUCCUCAAAUCCUAACCACUGAGGGAAGAAAUGCAAAACCAGACCUUGGACCGCAGGAAGUCAAAAACAGACCAGAAAGUCGGCGUGACACUGCCAGGCAACUGGAGAUGAUGCGUGUGUUCGCCCUGAUACGACUCUUUGAUUGACUUACCCUUGUUUUUUCCCCUCUUCCUGCCAACUUUAGGGGUCUGAGUUGAAGACCGGUCAUCUCGGUUCUCUUUCUAACCUGCUACAGAAUUUAAACAAACCGUCCAAUAAGUGAAACAAAGACUGACCGUGUAAACACAGACUGACCGUGUAAACACAGACUGACCGCGUAAACAAAGACUGACCGCGUAAACACAGACUGACCGCGUAAACACAGACUGACCGCGUAAACAAAGACUGACCGCGUAAACAAAGACUGACCGCGUAAACACAGACUGACCGCGUAAACAAAGACUGACCGCGUAAACAAAGACUGACCGCGUAAACAAAGACUGACCGCGUAAACAAAGACUGACCGCGUAAACAAAGACUGACCGCGUAAACACAGACUGACCGCGUAAACACAGACUGACCGCGUAAACACAGACUGACCGCGUAAACAAAGACUGACCGCGUAAACACAGACUGACCGCGUAAACACAGACUGACCGCGUAAACACAGACUGACCGCGUAAACACAGACUGACCGUGUAAACACAGACUGACCGCGUAAACACAGACUGACCGCGUAAACACAGACUGACCGCAUAAAAACACACACUGACCGCGUAAACAAAGACUGACCGCGUAAACACAGACUGACCGCGUAAACAAAGACUGACCGCGUAAACAAAGACUGACCGCGUAAACACAGACUGACCGCGUAAACAAAGACUGACCGCGUAAACACAGACUGACCGCGUAAACACAGACUGACCGCGUAAACAAAGACUGACCGCGUAAACACAGACUGACCGCGUAAACACAGACUGACCGCGUAAACACAGACUGACCGCGUAAACACAGACUGACCGCGUAAACACAGACUGACCGCGUAAACACAGACUGACCGCGUAAACACAGACUGACCGCGUAAACACAGACUGACCGCGUAAACAAAGACUGACCGCGUAAACAAAGACUGACCGCGUAAACACAGACUGACCGCGUAAACAAAGGGAAAAUAUGUGGUGGAUUUUAACUCGCAUGAAAUGGUACAUAUUACUCAUUUACAUGGUACUAAAAGAUGAGUGUGUUUUAGUUAAUAGAGAAGAGAUUUAGUUUCCCUCAGAUCUGAAAGUAUUGUAAGGACACAAAGUAACCCCCCACCUAAGUAACAGGUCCGUUGUAUAGUUGCCUAACACGAUGCCUUAAACAGAGCUGUGAAUUGCUUUUGGCACGGCUCAGUCUUAAAAUGUCUAAUAUAUAUUUAUAGCUGUUACUUCUGGAAAUGUUUGAUCUGCUUAGAUCCACUGUCACAUGUCAUGAAUGUGGAAAAAUGGACAGCUUUUUCACUGCACGUAAAGAUAGUCAAGGUAGUUUAAUAUAUGUUGCUCCGUUUUGUCUAUUUAGAGAUGUAUGUUUCUCAGGAUGCUCCUGUUUGUCAGGACAUAAAGGAGAAGAGGAGCUGUGUAAACCGAUGAUAGGAAUAAAUAGACAAUCCUCUCUCUCUCUCUUUCUCACUCUUUCUCUCUCUCCGUCUCUCUCUCUCUCUGUCUGUUUUCCUCACUCUCUCGCUCUCUGUCUGUUUCUCUCAUCUCUCUCUCUGUUUCUCUCCAUCUCUCUCUCUGUUUCUCUCCAUCUCUCUCUCUGUUUCUCUCCAUCUCUCUCUCUCUGUUUCUCUCCAUCUUUCUCUCUGUUUCUCUCCAUCUCUCUCUCUGUUUCUCUCCUUCUCUCCACUUCUUCCUGCUCCCCUUCAUUUACCUUUCCUUGCUCACCAUCUUAUAACAUCUCUUUCCAUCCUCCUCUCUCUUCCGUCCUUCCCCCUGGUUUUUGGUGCUGACAGCUAAAAUGGAGGCUGACAGCUAAAAUGGAGGCUGACAGCUAAAAUGGAGGCUGACAGCUAAAAUGGAGGCUGACAGCUAAAAUGGAGGCUGACAGCUAAAAUGGAGGCCAGUAGAGUUGAGUGCUUUAGGUGGAGUGGGAUUUUACAAACUAAAAUCGUUGCUAUGUGCGCACACCAAAUGAAAUGCAAGCUUUCUCCUAAACACUGAGGUGCCGCUUUCACACUGUGUUUUACCAGAAGGCUUGAGAUGAUUGUAGAAGGAUAACGAAGCAAUACGGCUCUCUUCAGAGAGUAUGGACAGAUGUCUGAAGUGAUUUUUAAAAGAAUCUCCCAUGGAGAGAAUGCAAGCCCUUUGGGUAAUGUCCAGAGAUUGUGACCACUCACUAUAUGACCACUAUAGUACAUACAGACAGAAGAAAGUAUUGUCCAGUGCUUGUUUGUGGUUAUGUUAUGAUGAUGAGUUUAGCCAGUUUUCUCUAGUGCUGUUGGGUGUGCCAAUUUAGCGGUAGCUCCCUCCCUGACUGCCGGGCUGUGCUAACGAUGAGGUUGUAAAGUGUUCGCCGUGGUUCUGAGAAGUCCCUCGUCUCCACUAUUAAUUUGGAUUUGAAAGGGCCUGUGUACAAUUUGUUGGCCUGUUUUAUUUCACUCCCCAAAAUAUUACCUAUAUGGACAGUUUUGAAGUUUGAAAGCUGUCAAUAUACUAUGCAACAAACAAAAAACAUUUAAAGUUGAAUAGAUUUUUACUUUACCACUAUUCAUGAAUUGUAAUCAGAUCAGGUAAUUGAUAAUCAUAUUUGUAAAUCCAUUGAUUAACUGAUGGUUUCAAUAGAUUGUCUGUCAUUUGGCCAAAAUGUGGGUUUGUGUGCAAGAAUGAAGGGUGUGCCUUACAGUAUAUGAGUAAUACUCAGUGUGGUCAACACAAGGUGUUAGGGAGAAAAUGUCAUUGCUAAUGUGUCUUUAAGCUGCUAUAUGUAACUUUUUGGGUGACCUGACAAAAUUCAGAGUUAUAGAUCUGUCGUUCUCAUUGAAAGCCAGUCUUAGAAGCGAAGCGGUAGAUCUGUUCUAUGUGCUCUAUUUCUAUGCUUAGUUUAUGGGUCUUUUACUUUUCGAUUUUGUACACCAGCUUCAAACAGCUGAAAAUAAAAAAUGUUGGUUAUUGAAAAGAUAUUUCACAGUGGUUUAGAUGGUAUGAUGAUUCUCUAUACAAUACUUGGUUGUUUUGUCGUGAACUGUUAGAAUUUUAGGAACCAGGAAAUGGAGGAAUGAUUUCCGCGUAGUGGAUCUUUUAAAAGAGGUCAAGUCCUCUCAACAUUUCAAUAGCUGUUGUCUGCAGUGUUUCUGCAUGUAAAACCACUGGCCCACUCGGUGAUGAGACUCAGAGAUUAAACCACAUCCUUAAAUGAAUGUUGUCAGUUCUUUAACCUAUGAAACAUAGUCUAGUAGAUCAAAUAGGUUGAACUGUCAUUCUAUCUCUGUUUUCCAUGUUUAUAAUCAAGCUUAGCUUACUGUGUGUGUUGGUAGUGUUUUUCUCUUUGCUAGUAUUUCAAUGAUCUUUCUGACUGAGCUCACAAAAUAGAGAAUGAUCUUGCUAUUUCUUUGUUGGAAGAUGUUCUCUAUGUAGUUCUAUUUCAAGCUUUGUUUUAGAAUGAUGAAAUAUUAUUUUCCUGAUUACAGUAUUUUAAAAGGAGUCUGAUAAUAUAUAGUAUAUUGUAUCAUAAUUCACAGAACAAACACCUAAAAUGUUAUUGUUGUUAGAUCUUAUUUUGGGGAAAAGAGGCGUUUUUGUAUCAUUUAAAACAAGGUGUUAAAAACUCAAACAAUUUUCCAUCCAGUCACUCACUAAAGCAUGUUACAGUAUUUCAGUUCAUGAGGUGGCAGAAAUUCUUGCAAUUAAUUGACUUUAUUUUUCAGUUUUUUGUUAUACAUGUAUAUAUGAAUGGUUGUCUUUUUAAAUUCAAAAUGUUUUAGUUUUUUUCCUUCAAAAUAUUACCCGAGCUAAUUACUCUUAUUUAGUUGUUGAAUGGUUAUUUUCUUCUUCUUUUUGUUUGUUAAUCAAAUGAAAUGGAGUGAAAGAAAGACGGUGUCUGGUCCGGUAGUAUUGUCCAAUAUGCUUGCCUUGCAAACAUGGUGUUGAAAUACUGUACUUAGUAGUUAUUUUAUUAUCAAACUGAAUUUAUUUCUCAUGUACUACAUGACUACUGUAUUUAACUGCUGUGGAUUGUGAUUGGUUUACUUAAGCAAUGUCUUCCUAACACAGUCGGCAAGGAAUCCUGUGUGGCUGAUUAUCAGUGUACUGAACAGCUGGUAUUUGUAUGACUGAAUGUCUGGUUACUGUCUCACUACUUACAUGCUGAUGCAGAAGAAAACAGGAUAAAAGCUGACAGCUUCUAUUCUCUUAUGAUUACAUUUCCCUUUUUCCUAAUACCCAUGUGAUAUUAAAGAUCAAAACCACUGAUUGUCAAGAAAACUAACGGAGGCAUAUCGCUUGUCUUGUAAAACAUCCAUUUAGUGACUGACAGUACUGAGAGGGACACAGUUCAUUCAUUCACCUUGUUCAUUGGUCCCUAGACAUGGUACUGUAAUGAUUUGAAUAUGCCGUGUACAACCUACUGAAGUCUAGUGUGUACAAACUUACUUGACAUGGUACUGUAACUUACUUGUAUGUUCUCAAUGCAGAGAAGAAAACAACAUAUAGGUGAAUGUAACAUGCUGUGGACUGAGUGGUGCAACUCUAUCCACUGUGUCCACUGUGAACUUAAACAUUCAUUAUGUUCAUGUAUAUGCAACAUUUCCCUGUAUUCCAUUUUCAAGUCUAUCUCAAUAAAUAAUAAUACGAAA
Messenger RNA from Oncorhynchus keta (chum salmon), 8196 nucleotides. It is a transcript of the gene dennd1b, whose product is annotated as DENN/MADD domain containing 1B. Lineage: Eukaryota; Metazoa; Chordata; Actinopteri; Salmoniformes; Salmonidae. Bases 545 to 3304 code for a protein of 919 amino acids. The record is from RefSeq and is a predicted model, not a curated record. The transcript is spliced from 21 exons. Gene Ontology annotation, molecular function: phosphatidylinositol phosphate binding; guanyl-nucleotide exchange factor activity. Gene Ontology annotation, cellular component: nuclear speck; intracellular membrane-bounded organelle; cytosol. Gene Ontology annotation, biological process: endocytic recycling; endocytosis.